Molecule: messenger RNA, 849 nt
Organism: Colletotrichum karsti
Lineage: Eukaryota; Fungi; Ascomycota; Sordariomycetes; Glomerellales; Glomerellaceae
Exons: 1
Coding region: 1-849 (282 amino acids)
Source: RefSeq, a predicted model, not a curated record
AUGGCUUCUACGAGCCGUUCUCCAUACUUCCGACUUCUCACCUCCAACGUCUUCAUCUUUGGUCUCUUUCUCUUCUCCAUCAUCACUAUCGCCUUCGCGGAUGAUGAUGCCACUUCAACCCCCGCUCAACAGAGCGCUCCCUUUGUGGACCAAGCUACGGGUCUGAACAUGGAGCGUUUCUUCGGUGCCAGAACCUCGUUCGCAUUCGGCAUGACACUCCCUGAUCAAGCCAGUGCCGGGGCAGCCGGGUCUUUCAUCGGCCAACUUUCCUUUCCGCUCGUCAACGGCGCAGGAUGGGGCGCCAUGGGCCUGACAGGUGAUAUGGAAGGCAACUUCAUCCUCGCAGUAUGGCCCGAUGGCGCGGGUGGCGUGAUGGCAUCGUUCAGACAGGCUACAAACGAAGAUAACCCGCCUGAGGUGAAGGGCAACUUCGCAGUCCGACCCAUUGCCGAAGGGGUCUCCGUCAACGCCACUUCUCUCAUGUACACCUUUCUCUGCGAAAACUGCCUCGACGCGACGCUUGGUUUGGGUCCUGAGGCUACGAAUGCCAAUGCGGUUAUGGGAUGGGCUUUGUCAGAGAAGGCUGUUAGGAAUCCAGGGAACCCUGGGGCGAAUCUCGGGUUUCAUGAACGAGGAUUCGGUCCGUUCACUGCGCGGCUGGGGAACGCCAAGUCUGCGCAGUUUGCGGCGGUUGCGGCUACUGCUGGGCAGCCGGUGGCCGGGUCGAGUCGGGCGGUCGCUGCAACACCGAAUGCGUUCAGAGAUGGAGGUGACGACGAUGAUGACAAGAAGAAGGGUGGGCAAAGCGGAGGAGGAAAGAAGGAUGAUGAUGAUGAUGACGACGACUAG